GGGAGGAGGCGGAGGAGGAGAAGGGGGCCUGGGCUGCCACGCCUCCCCACACCGCCUCUCUCGCUGUUCUGCCCCCCCCCCGGGGCGAAAGGGGCGCCGGCGGGGGAGCCGCUGUGUGGGGCUGGCGGCGGGGCUUGGGGCCUGGGGCUGAGGUGGGCCCGGGGCGCCGCGCUGGUUCAGUGGCGGGUCAGGCUGGAGCGCUGAGGCGGCGGGGCGUCGGGCCGCCGCUGCUGCUCCUCCUCCUCCUCGGCCCGGUCCCUCCUCUCCCUCCUCCGCCGCUCUCCUCCCUCCUCCUCGCCCAGGACCAUUUCAAAAUGGCCGGUAAGUGGCUUUCGCUCCUGCUGCUCCUUCGUGCGGGGUGUGAGGCGCGCAAGGGCUCUCUCUGGUUUAUGUCGUUUUUUAAAAAAUGGUUUUUCUUUUUAUUAUUAUUAUUAUUGUCGUGUGCCUUGUCUUUUUCCUUAAAAACACACAUCAGAGGGUGCUUAAGCGCGGCGCAAGCGUCGGCCCUCUUUUGCUGGCUUGUUUGCGGAUGAUGAUGAUCGUGUAUAUUUAUUUAUUUUUAAAAUGUAUAUAUAUAUUUCCGACUCCUCUCCAAGGGAAAGAAAACGCACCAACCCCCUGUGUCUUCUCUCUCUUUCUUUCUUCUCUCUCUCUCUCUUUCUCCAUCUCUCUCUUUUGUUUCUGUUUGUAGGGAUCCCUUUGUAUUUUGUGGAUUUGCAGGAUGACUUAGAUGAUUGUGAGUACGGUAACUGUUUUCAUUUUGGUUUUUGUUUUUUUUAAGAAAAGGGGGGGAAGUAGGAAUGAAAUCGCCACGUAUCUUUAUUAUCUUCCUUUUGAAAGGUCCCUUAUCUUCCUCCUCACGUCCUUCCCAAGAUUAUGGGUAUGGGGGGAAAGGAUGGCAAAGAUGGUGAUUUCCCAGCCACGGGGACACCCCCACUUCCAACCCCCGGCUUUCACCGUUAAGGGGAUUUGUUAUUUUUAGAAGAAAAAAUAAAAUGCAUUUUAAAACAGGGAGCUUUGAUUUGAUUCUGCUUACUACGAUCCGAAGUAAGUGCCUUUUCUAGACCACAUUGGCGGAGACAAUGUAGUAGUUCUGACAGGUAGACUGUCAAGUGUGUUUCUGUUUUGUUUUGACCACUCAGAGGAGAUGCAGAUUUUUAUUUUAUUUUUUGCUUUAAUUAUAAGGCUGUUAGAGAAUAUUUUUAAAUAUAUGCAUAUAUUUAAGACAUGGUGAGAGUUUGGCAGAAUAUUGAUAGGGGAGGAGAUGCAGCCUCCCCUCCCCCUUUUUAAUGGCUGGUUAAAAAGUGGAGUCGGUGGUCGUUGUUUUUGCUGUUCAUGGAAACAAAUGACUCAGAAUUUUAUUUUAUUUUUAACAUACUCUGUUAAAAUAUUUAGCAUUUAGUAUGUAUAGUGGUGAUUGUGAACAUAUUAGGAUUUCCAGAUGAGAUGGGGGCGGGGGGAGUACACAUUCAUUCAGGUCAGCAUAAGCUUAUCAUGUGCCAAAUAAGCAACAUCAUUGGUGUAUUUAAGAAAACAAAGCUGUAUCUCAUCUGGAUAUGUUAGCAUUGUAAAAUGCCUGACAGAAAAAAUUGUUGCAGUAGCAAAUAUAUUAGAAGAAAACAUCCAGCUGCAGCUGUCGUUUGAAGGAGCUGUUCUUUGAUGAAUGCAAACCUAGCAUAGCUUUGUUCCAUCUUGUCUUGCAGAAACUUCAGUUGGGCAAUGUAUAGUCUAGAUAGAUUUUUGUAAGGACACUUACUGCUUAGGUAAAUCAGCAGACGUGAUACAAGGAUGCAUGUGCAGAUAGCUCUGAGCUUUGCAUUGUUCACUUUGUUUCCAUUUGCAUAUGACUUUUGUUCAGAAAUAGCUAGUCCUUGAGAUUAUCUUGCUUCCUUAUUGAUCAUGCUGAAUUCUGGAAAGCUUUCCUAUAUGCUGUACAAAAGCAGGGACCAAAGGGGAUCAAAAACUUCCUAAACAUAACUCAUUGACCACCCAGUGUGGCUGGGGCAACCCAGACAUAUGAGCAGAGUAUAAAUAAUAAAAUGAAAUGAAAAGGAGUUGACUUCCUGGUACUGAAACUUGACAGAGGUAAUGAAUAAUGGUAAUCUGCAAACCCUUCAGGACUAGGAGCAUUUCUAGCAUUUUAAAAAAGCACCCAGGACAGGCUAGAAGUUUAAUGCUAAUGUUCCCUAAUAACUGAUUCUUACAUGAGAGCUGGUCAACACAUGGAUAGUCUCCAGGCAGCUUCGGUAGGGAAAUAAUACACAUUACAGUAUGUGGGGAAGUCGUGCACUGAGCAGCUUCAUUACAUGACUAGGAAGACAUGGUGUCAAAUUUUGGCUGUCAGGAAAUUUAAUGUCAAAUCAUUCAUCUAAGCCUACCUCAUAGGGUUGCUGUGAGGAUAAAAUGUUGAAUGCCUCAAGCACUCAGUCCUCAGCUCCUUAGGAUAAUAAAAGCUAUAGUUUCUACUUGAUGGUAGUUAUGUGAGAAUCCACUCUUUAUGAGUCGUUUUAGAGUCAGAUUUGUUGAGGUGACUAUGACCUUUAGUUAUCGCAUUGUAACUUUCAUGCUUUUUACGUUUGUCAUGCAAUAUGAUGCUUUCAAAUGACAGUAUUUCCACUGGAUGCAAUUUGAGUCUUGAGCUAUAUGCGCUGUUGCUCUAUUAAAAUUGAUAAUCAAUUGUGUGAGUUUUAGAUGAGGAAGUACCGUAUUUUUUGCUCUAUAAGACUCACUUUUUCCCUCCUAAAAAGUUAGGGGAAAUGUGUGUGCGUCUUAUGGAGUGAAUGCAGGUUGCGCAGCUAUCCCAGAAGCCAGAACAGCAAGAGGGAUCGCUGCUUUCGCUGCACAGCAAUCCCUCUUGUUGUUCUGUCUUCUGAGAUUCAGAAUAUUUUUUUUCUUGUUUUCCUCCUCCAAAAACUGGGUGCGUCUUAUGGUCUGGUGCGUCUUAUAGAGCGAAAAAUACGGUAAUUAAUCAGUUACGUGCCACAUUGAUUCCACCCCUUGUGUCUACAUCUGGUCUUAGAUAGGGGAGAAGGUAGCAAAUAUUGAAAUAAGACUGCUUAAGUGCUAGGAGUAUGAAGCCCUACUGGGAACAAGAUGGUGAUGGUUGACCCCCAUCGCUGGAACUACAAAAAAUUGCUGUUACUGAGGUCUGUCUCCAUCCUUAGGCCAAACACAUAGGUAGAAAAUGGGGAUCAAGAGAAAUUUGGCAAUUGUACAUUAGCAGAGCUGAAAAUUAAUGUUUGGUGGUGUGCUAGAUAAAAAGUCAUCACAAGCCAAAUUAAGUUUCUCUACCUAGCAUUUAGAGGGGACUUUCUCUUGGGGAAUCUCAUAUUUGUGGUAAUACAGUAAUAAUAAUUUUAUUAUUUGUACCCCACCUAUAUGACUGGGGUGCCUCAGCCACUUUGGACAGUAUGAGUCGUUUUAGAGUGACUACAUUAAGUAUCUUUCAAGUCUCACAAAAAGUCAAGGUAUCUGUGAUAGCUCAUAAUAAACUUUCCAGAUUCCAUCUUAAAAGAUAGCAACCAACUCUGCCAGCCCCCAACUGCCCUGGUUUAUCAUCCAGCCUGAUGAAGAGUUAUAGAGAACUUGAAAGACAGCACACUAUUUUGUGAUAUUUUGGUUUUGCCUAAUAAAGAUUUCGGAACUUGUUUUGUAGGCCAGCAUGGUGGCACUGUGGGUUAAACCACAGAGCCUAGGACUUGCUGAUCAGAAGGUCGGUGAUUCGAAUCCCCGCAAUGGGGUGAGCUCCCGUUGCUCAGUCCCUGCUCCUGCCAACCUAGCAGUUCGAAAGCAUGUCAAAGUGCAAGUAGAUAAAUAGGUACCACUCCGGCGGGAAGGUAAACGGCGUUUCCAUGCGCUGCUCUGGUUCUCCAGAAGCGGCUUAGUAAUGCUGGCCACAUGACCCGGAAGCUGUACGCCGGCUCCCUCGGCCAAUAAAGCGAGAUGAGCGCCGCAACCCCAGAGUCUGUCACGACUGGACCUAAUGGUCAGGGGUCCCUUUACCUUUAUGGCUCUCUUUACUUUUUGUAUGUAUUGGAUUGCAUUCUGUAUCGUUUUCACCAUUGCAGGAAGUUGGCCUAGAUAACCCUUGGGGUCCCUUGCAACUCUAUAAUUCCUUAAUUUCUUUUUUAAUGUGCUUGUUGUCUUGUCCAAAAUUGCCAGCUCUUAGUUACUUGGAAGGAGAACUUGAUUGUGAAAUAAUUUUUUGAUUCUUCUUGUUUCCAUUUAUAAUGACAUCCUUACUUACAGCAGAAAAGCUGCCAACUCUAGCUAGCUAUUUUCAUGAGAGUCUUGUGACUUGAAAAGUAAAAAUAGUAGAAAUCCUGGCUCCUGUUUGUUUCAAUAGAAAUUAUAUCCCCUAGUUACAGUCAAAAACUUGACUUCAAUGUGCCACAGCCAUAAAAAUUGAAGUCCUAAAAAGAACCUAUCAUUUGUUUGUAACAUCAGUUUGUAACUUUAUUAGAUGGAUACUGAAAGAACUUCUAAAUGCAAUCUCGGAAUCUCUGUUUGCAAUUUUGGGAAAUUCUUGGAGAACAGGUGAAGUUCCAUGAGAUUGAAAGCAGACAAAUGUCCCCAUCUUCAAGGUGGGAUGUGUGAAGGUUGCAGGCAACUGCUGACUAGACAGUCUGACAUUGAUAGCUGGAAAGGUUCCUGAGUGAAUCAUUUAAGUAGUUAGUCUGCUAACAUUUGGUUGCUAUGAUUACAAAACACUACCAGGGGUUUCUCAAGAAUACGUCAUACCAAGCUUUUUUUUAAAUUGUUACUAGCUUGCUAAACAAGGGAAUGCUGUGGAUGAAAUAUUAGCAAGGUUUUCAAUGAAGCUCAAUAUGAUAACUCUUGCUGGCAAGCUGGUAAAAUCUGGAUUAGAUGAUGCUACAGUUAGAUGGAUUUGUAGCUAGUUGAGAACUACAGGUAACUGACCAUUGAGUGUACUGUAUAAGCAAAAUCCCUGAAAUGGGUCCCCUAUUGCCAUAUUGAGAAUUGAGACUAGGAGGUCACUUACUUGCCACCUGUUGAGUUCAGAUUUGCUAGACAUGGGCUGAGGAUGCUUUAGGGAAGGGAUGGACUGAUGCAGCCCUUGAAGCUUCUGAAGGUUCUACCAAAUGUUAAUCAAGAUAAGGUAAAAAACUUUUCAUUUGUAAGAAAAAGGGGAUGCUUUCUCUUUUUAAGAUAUAUCUAGGCUUUAAAUCUUGUGUUGGAUUUUCUGCAUAAUACCCUGGCAAUGCAUACACAUAUAUGUUCUGUAGCCAUGCAGUGCUUAUGACUUGAGGGCAUCAGUUUUAUUUAUAGAUCCUGUUUAUUCAUUUUUGUGACAAAAACACUAUGUGUUUUUAGGAGAUAUGGUUUUGAACUGCACGACUAAAUGGGUGUAUUUUUAAUUUCAUGAUUAUGUGGCACGGUCACAAAGCAGUCAAAUCCAUAUAGCAUAUGCAAGUGUGUAGGAACUAUUCGAGCUUUUUAUAGUCCCAAUUUACUGAUACAAAUUUGUUUUCUGCUCAGCAUAAGAACAAGCUUGCAUGACCUUUGUUAUGGUGGCUGUGCAGUGAAGCCACAAGUUGCUAUAAUGUUCAGUGGAAGAAUUUACACUUCUGCAUGCCAGUAACAGUUUGGGUAUCUCUUUGUUGCAGGGCUCAGUGGACAAGAUGUUGAUGAUGUUGAUGAUGAUUAUACUAUUAUUAAUUAAAUUUGUAUACCACCCUUCAUCUGUAGAUCUGAGGCCAGAUCACAGCAUAAAAAUACAAGAUAGUAACAAGAUUACUAAUUUUUUUACUUCUAAAUAUACAAAAAUGAACCUUCUUUCUGACUGGUUCCAGAUGUCUCGAAAAAAGUCAUGCAGCGCAAUCAUAUGCACAUUUAUUCUGAAAUACAGUAUGUCCCACUGUAUUCGGUUCAGCUUACUCCCAGAUAAGACUGUAUAGAAUUGGGGCAGGAAAUAUUUUUUUAUCCCAAGAUUGCACUCAGUUCAUUACAGUUCUUAUUUUGCUCUAAUGCGUCUUGUUCCUGCAUAUCUGUCAUAUUUGUAAAUGUUACCAUCAUUCAGCCAGUAUUUUAAAAAGGUUGCACAAAUUCAUUUUAGUAAAAGGGAAAUUGUCAAAGGUUGAUAUCCUUCUGAUUUAAAAUCAGUUAAAACGGUUUACAAUCUUGUAUUUUUACAUUGUUAUAACCCACCCCCUAGGGACGCAGGUGGCGCUGUGGGUUAAACCACAGAGCCUAGGGCUUGCCAAUCAGAAGGUUGGCGGUUCUAAUCCCCGUGAUGGGGUGAGCUCCCAUUGCUCGGUCCCUGCUCCUACCAACCUAGCAGUUUGAAAGCACGUCAAAGUGCAAGUAGAUAAAUAAGUACCGCUCCGGCAGGAAGGUAAACGGUGUUUCCAUGUGCUGCUCUGGUUCGCCAGAAGCGGCUUAGUCAUGCUGGCCACAUGACCCGGAAGCUGUACGCCGGCUCCCUCGGUCAAUAAAGCGAGAUGAGCGCCGCAAUCCCAGAGUCAGCCACGACUGGACCUAAUGGUCAGGGAUCCCUUUACCUUUACCUUUAACCCACCCCUGGGUCCUUCCUGCUUUACCUGCAGCUUCCACCGGCUUAAUGUUUGUUUUAUUUUUCCUUGCUUCUGGCUGCUUUCACCUGUGCUUUGGUUGCAUUUCAAUUAAGUUGUGGUCAGUAUUGUGGAGCAUGAGGUUGAUACAGGCAGCACUGUACGGCUGUUUCCUCUUGGAGCUCCUGCCCUCUUUUGCAUGAUUCCAGCUUACUUUAUCAGAUGUUAGUAACAAAAGCAGGCUAAUUUCCUUUCUUGGGCUGCAAUCAUAUACCCAAUUACCUGGGAGUAAGUCCCAUUCAACUUAAUUGGACUUAUUCCUGACUAGACAUGAAGGGAAGAAGAACCUCAAGCCUGGGUGUCAAAUAUGUCCCUUGAGAGCACUCUGCUUGUCCCUUGGGUCUCUCCGAAGCCAUGCCCCUCAUUAGUCCUGCUGUGGACCCUCUUGGGAGUUUUUAACUAGGAAGUAUCCGUGAACUCUGGUAAUAGAGUUCUCUCUAAUAGAGAGAACUCUUAGGAGAUAGAGCAGAAUGUGUGAGUGCGUACAGAAACAAAUUUACUGCACAAAGUUGUUCCAUCCAUUUUUGCCUCCGGCUGUACUCACUACUAGCAUGUGGGCCCCAGAAGAUGGCAUAGAAGGCUGGGAAAAUUUCCUCACCUCUUGCUUAAUGCUUAGGACCUUGGGGUGGGGGGAAGAGCUACCCUAAAAUGGGACUGCAUUUGUCACAAGGUUCUCCAGAUAUUCACCAAUAUUACUCUUUUUAUUUCUUUUUUUGCAUACGAAUAGUGGUAAUUUGGCAGUGAGGGGCUAAAAGGUGGGAUAUACAUGUGGUAAUUUGGCAGUGAGGGGCUAAAAGGUGGGAUAUACAUGUUUUCAUAUAUUUAAUAAAUAAGUAUUUGUAGACAGCAGCUGUAGCAGCACAGUGAAGUACUAAGGCACCUUCCCUUAGAGAUGGAUUGAAACUGCCCCUGGUCUGGGGUGCUGCCAUACUCUCAUUUUCUACAAGGACAGGAAGAAUGGCUGCAAAGACAGCUGUGUUUAUCCACUUCUGUAUUUCCUUUCCCAGAGUGAAAGAGGAAAGAGUGAGAAUUUAGGCAGGAGUGCUACACAGCUCUGCUAUUUUCAGCAGAUUGCUGUUGCUGGUUGCAUUUGCUCUUUGCUUCCAGAGGCGCUUCCCCUAGCUGCAUGGAGGUACGUAGUUUUGGCAAGCCUUCAGUACUGAAGGGUGGCAGGGGAAACCAAAACAGUUUGGCAGGAUUUGUAUGUUAGAUUCUGGUUUUUCAGAUGUGACAUAUGCCUGUUCUCUCCUCCCCACACCCAGAUUUCUCCAUUCUUUUUUUUAAGGAAAAUUAACAUCUAAGGUAGCUUUCACCUUGGUCAGCCAUUUUGGCAACAUAGUUUGCAAAGAUGCUUAGCUACUGCAUUUCACUCCUUUGUCCUGAGACAUUAUGGCAAACUCUUCUUUCCUUCAUAAUUUUGCCAACUAACAGCUUUUCCACUUUGUGCCUGCUUUGAAAAAGGUGACUCAUUAUCUUUCAUUUUUUAAAAAUCACACUGCAGUGGCUAUAUCAUACCUAUCUCUAGUGAUUGUAUUGGCUUCUCUCACAUACAACACACAUUUCUGGCUUUCAGAUCUCUUACUCAUCUGGUCCACCCACCCUGUUGGCUCCUAUUUAAGACAAGAAAUUGGGUUGGGUAAAAUUGGUUUCCAACUUCUUAGGUUAGUUUCAAGGCAUUAAUUGUGUGCAGCUAGUUAAAACAUGAUGUAGGUAUGGGAAACAUUUUCGUUAUCUAACACUGUUUCUUGGCCUAAUCUGGGAGUUGUAUUUAAAUAGUUCAGUUCCUCAUUUUGUAACUAGUUGCAGGCUUUGUAUAUCACCUAACAGAUGUAUAUCUUUAAAGAUCUGAAACCUUUCCAUUGCAUCUAAGUGUUCUUAUCUGUCUGCCAUUGUGAGAGAAUGCAUAGGCAGACAUACUCAUACAUUCCAAACAGUAUAGCAUAUCCCUCUUGUUUGGGAAUUGCAAUAGAGCACACUGGCUGGUACAUCUGCAUCUGGAACUCAUUUUUAACUCUCCAGAGAUGACAAAACAAGCACCUUAUUUAUUGCAUUGUUAACCAAGUAUAAUUGGCUAGUUUUGCCUUUUACAACAUGCACCUUUUUUUUGGUAAUACACAAUAGAGAUGUUUAAGUAAUAAUCAAUUCAAUAGCAGCAGGAAACACAUUCUUUCCCUCCACUCCAUACUUCAAUUGACAGUUUUCCCUCCCCUACCCAUAAAUCAAAGCAAGAAUCAUGACAUUUGCCUUUGUGAAAACUUCUAAUGCAAUUACAAUAAGCAAACUAAGUUAUACAAGAGAGUAGUGGUUGAUCGGUUACAAACAAAUUUUAAAUAUGGAGACCAGCAAGCAGAAACCUAUUGUUAAAAAUGUCAGCCUGAAGCUUUUCCUAAGUGUAACUGCCUGACCAGCUUCAGAUGCCCUGUUCCCUAUCCCAUUAUUAAUUGAGGUUUGGGUGGUAUAAAGAGCAAGGCCUUUUCAGUGGUGGCACCGAAAUUUGGGAAUGCCCUCACUGAUUAGAUGUAUCAGGCUUCCUCUCUUCCAUCAUUUAGUUGACCAUUUAUUUUACACAGGUUUUCAAUGUUUGCUAUUUAGUUUGUAUUGGCCAAAGCAUUUUUUAUUUUAUUUUUUGCAUUAGUUGUGGAUUUUGAAAUUGUGUGUUUGAUCUCUCCCCCCCCCCCGCCCCCAUUUAUUGCUUUGUUUGUAUCUUUCUUAAGCUUCUUUGGAAAUAAAUAAAUAAUCACAAGUUUGCUUGAGUAGGGGAGUUUCUCAGACAGAAAUAUACUGGUCAGACAGAGGAUCCUUUAAGUGAGGAAGUGAUAGCCAAAAAUGUGAUCAGAUAAAUUCCUGGGUCAAAUUUCACUUUACCCAGGAGUUUAUUAAGGUGCCUUAUGCAAACCAUUAUCUCCAGUCCACACCUGCUGUAUGGAGAUAAAAAUGCUGCCUUUUCUUACAGGUUUGUUGUAAGGAUAGUUGAGGUUGUAUAUAAACUCCACCGAACAGUCAAAAAGUACUGUGCAAAUACUGUUCUUAGCUGUUAUGGUUCAAAUCUGAUUUGUGAAUCGGUGUUCAUGAAUAAGCAGGGUUAGAAGCUGAGAUAUGAAAGCUAGGAGCUAAAUGGCACCUUAAACCAAGGUUAUGGGAGCAACAACGGAAUGUCUAGGCGUGCUUUUUUAUUAAAAAGAAUGCAAAGCUGAAAAUGAAUGAACUGCAACUAAAAUAUUAUGUUCAUUUUUCACAUAGUUUAGUCCUUCCCCUUCCCACCCCCCUAAUAUUCUUAAAAAGUUUCUUCUCCAGUUUUCAGAGAGUAACUGGUAGUGGGAGGGCAGAAAAAGGUCCUCCUUUCCUUCCACUCUGUAGUUUUAAUCUGAAAUCUAAGGCACAGUACUGCACCAGGAGCUCAGAAACUGUUUGUUCUAAUGAAAUUCCCUGUCACAAAAUGCACCUAGAAUAAUGAGAGUUUCAAACACUGUGAAGAAGCUUUGGAUAUGUUUGGUCCAAAUAAAGAUAUAAAACAGAUGUAAUAAGAUAAAUCAGGAGGAUAUUAUGGUAUCAGUAUAUUAGUAACUGAAAUGUAUAUAUCUUUUAGUGCCUCACUGAACAACUUUUCCAACUGUCUGACUUUAGAGAAUCCCUUUAAAUUCAAAUUUUUUUAAAAGUUGUAAAUUGCGUGUUGACCCCUUUAUUUCCAAGUUCAUUCCAGUCUUACCAAGCCAGUCUCUACACUAAUAAGAGCUAGUUACAGCAUGUGAAUUCCUUAAAAGUUUUAUCACAAAUCUCAUUAGUUUAGGCUUUAAGAAGUGCCAAAGGUUGUGAAAAUUGGCAACCUUGUUAUUUUUUGUGGAUUAGAUUUAAAGACUUAAGGUUUCCCCACUAGAAAAAUUUGGUGCUGAUAAUUUAUUUUUUUCCUUGCUUACAUGCUACUUUUCUUCCCUUCAAGUUGGGUUUGAAGACUAUGGACCAGAUUGUGAUAGCAUGAGGAUAACUGCAUUCUUGGACAUUCCAGGACAGGAUAACUUGGCUCCACUUGCACGUCUGGAAAAAUAUGCUUUUAGUGAUAAUAUAUUUAACAGGUAACAAUGCAAAUAAUUAUGCAAAUGUUGUCAUGUUCAUUUUUCUCUCCUUUUCAUAGAUGUUCAGUGCAGGUAACAUUCUUAUUAUAGGAUUUAACCACAUAUAUUUUUAAGAAUAAUAUUGUGUUGUAUUAAUGUAGUAUAUUCAGUGUUUCUGUUCAGUAGGUUGAACUCCCCACAUUCUUAGAAUGGGGUAGCAAGCUUCUGCCACCAACCACUGCCCUCAAACAAUUUUUCUUUCUCCACAUCCCAGUCUGACUUCAUUCUCUUCCUUUUAAUUUCCUCUUUUUAGCUGUUUCCCUGUAAUUUGCUUUUUAUUUACUUUGUAAAUUGUAUGCACUGCUUGAUUGUAAAGCAAAAACCUUCAGAUAGGUGGGGAGGUAAAACCUUAAUUACAUCCAUAAGGGCCCCUCCCCCAGACGUUUGCUAUCUUGGCACGUUGUGCCCACCAACCAAUAGCCUUUUUUAAAAAAUAGCUAAGUGGAUGUACCCCUCUGGCUCUCAUGCAAUUUGAACUCUGAUUCCUUGGUAUAAUUUGCUUAGCUUUUUGAACAGCACAGCUUCAAAUGUUUUCUAUGGUCGGAGUGGGCCAGAAGCGGAGAAGGGAAUCAGGGCAAAGGGGAAGAUGCAGUGAAUGAAGCCACCUUCCAAUUCUCUAGGGUUGCCAUAUUUCAAAAAGUGAAAAUCCAGACACAAAAGUUGCUGAGCUUUUUUUCUUUCUUUUUCUUUAAGCGAUUUCUGCCCAGACAUAUGGCAACCCUACCAUUCUCCAAACUCCAGUAGUAUCAGAGCAAAGCACCAGCCACAACAAGAUGUUUAAAGACGUAAUUAUAGGUUAUACUUAGUACAACCCUAUGGCAUGUUUUCAUAUUUUUCCGAACAGUGAACAUUGUGGCCAACUUUUGCUUCUGUUAUGUAAAUCUCCAAGCUGCACUAUGUUGCAUUACAUUGUAAAUAUUUAAAAAGUCACCUUACGUCAGUAGACCACCCACACAUGGAACUGAACAGAUUCCACUGUUUUAUAUUGCUCACAAUGCUUGGGUUACAUAUUUCUUCUUAUUAUUAUUAUUUUCAAAAACAUUGCCUUUACAGGCAAAUCAUUGCCAGGGGUCUACUUGAUGUCUUUCGAGAUUUCAGUCACAAUGAAGAAGAUUACUUGACAGUAAUGGCAAUAGUGGUCCGACUGGCUGAAGAUACAGGUGAGAGUUCCAGUUCUUUCUUGAUAUACUAUUGCAUAUGGUUGUUUGCAUGGUCCAUCUAGAUCAGCCAGGUUUUGACUACCAGUGGCUCUCUGGAGUUGCAAACAGGAAACUCUCAGAUCUCUACUUGAAGAUAGCUGGAUUGAAUCUAUGAUCUUCUGCAUGUGAAGUAUUUUCUUUAGCUCACAUUGCUAAAAAUGAAUUUAUUGUCCUGUGCCACUAUUAAGUUCUGUAAUUCCAAAAGAUUUUGCUGCUUAUAUAGAAGUUGCUAUAUUCAAAUGCAGGACAUUCUGUUCAUUGAAUGCAUAUGAUUACCACUUUCAAAUCAGCUAACAUUGUCACUUUAUUCUCUAAAUCCCCAGAGCCUACUGUACGGACAGAAUUAAUGGAGCAGAUACCACCCAUUGCUAUUUUUCUACAGGAGAGUAGACCAAACUUUCCUACCUCCUUUUCUGAAUACCUUAUGCCUAUUGUGGUGAGAUAUCUCACAGAUCCAAAUAACCAGGUAAAAAAAUUCUGGACUUAAGAUUGUUAUCCAGUGUAAUAACAAUGACUUCAAUUGGAGACCCUUAAUUAGACAGUGGCAAACUGUGAUUUAACAAGAAUGAGCUGUGGUGAGCCUUAGGCUCAUACGCUCCCUUGUCCUCCUCUGCAUAGCAGUGAGGAGCAAUUUGAAAGCUUUAGCUUUUGUUUUAGAUUAACCAAUUUAUUGUGACAUCCAAACCUGGACAAACUGUGGUUAACUAUGGUUUGUUGAAACAAGCCAGCUUCAAAAAAUAGUUCAUGAAGCUAGCUUGUUUCAAUAAACAAUAGUUCAGAGUUUGGAUUGCCAUUAAUCGGAAAAAAAGUUCAAGUUUCCGAGCUCAUCCUUUCUGUGCAAUGGAAGGAGAGUGCACUAGCCCAAGACUUGCUAUGGCUUCUUCUCAUAAACUAAGGCAUAAUUUUUUGUUAUGUUUACAUUUUUUAAAAAAUCAAUAAAAUGCGAAACAAAACCAAUACAGUUUUCAAUGUCUGCUUAAAGAGAAUUAUAAAGAAAUGGGGCUGUCAAUGAAAAGGCCCUGUGUCUGGUACCUGCUAGUCUGCUUGGUGGUAGGGGCCUCCGAGGAUAAUCUCAGAACCCAAGGAGGUUCACAUGGGAGCUGAUGCCAAACUAUUUAGGGAUUUAAAAGUCAAAACCACCACUUUAAAUUGAGCUGAGAAACAAAUAGGCAGUCAGUGCAACUGGCACAGUAUUAAAUAUAUUAGCAAGUUGGAAUUCCUUCUCAGGUGGUAGCUGUUUCUGCAGAUGUGAGUAAGAGGCUUGUUUAUAUCAUUAGAGUAUAUGAGAUAGUUCUAGGGUGGAUUGAUUUAAGGUUGUUGCCAUCAUAAUAAAUAACAGUUAUAUAGAUAAGUGAGGAAACCCCCAUUUUUAGUCCUGCACUCUUGCUAUUUUCCUUGAGUCAUAUUCAGGUUCUUGCAUUAGAUUUGUUACAUCUCCUACCCAAGGUAAUAGCUUUUUUCUACCAUCUUAAAUUAAGUGAUGAUGUGACAAAAGCUCUUAAUUUUUUUUGUCAACUUUGUGUUAAAUAUGUAUUCUGUAGUUGACCUCUUUUGUAAUGUUUUAUUUUGAAAUCUUUAAGAUAAUAUUUUAGUUUUCUGUUAAUUUUGUUGCUUUGACUGUAUACUCUAUAUUUGACUUUCUUCAGAAAUGUUUGAUUCUGGAUUGUAUUAUUGAUGUUUUAAUAUGCUGUAAACUGCUUUGAGAUUUUUCUUAAAAAUAUAAAGCGGUAGAGAAAAGAAAUUAUUAUUAAUAAUAAUAAUAAUAGAUUAGCAUAGGGAGGUGGUCAUUUGUAGCUCUGAUAUACUCUUUAAAGCAAGUGUACAAAUCUAAGAUAGAUGUGAGUUUGGAGGUUAUCUUUCAAUAACUGUUCAGGAAAUGACUGUUCCUGAACAUUUCCAAUUUAAUAUAUCUAAAUGAGCGUGUGUGAAGGCCACAAUAAGCAAUCUUUCUAGCUAGCAGGAAACCUUAUCUAGCAGUUCUAGUGUAUGGAUGUAACUCUGGUGCUCACAUGUAUUCUGUGUGAGCUAGAUUGAGUUGAAUCUGAGAUGACCUUUUUCACAGUGCCCUUAUAAUAAUACUUUUACAAACAAAAGGCAGUGUGAUAAGUUAUCAAAUGCAGAAGAACAUGAAUUAGCUUUUCCGAUUUUCAGUGCUGCUGCUACUGCAACAUUUCUUGCAUAUUGGGGGGAAAUUCUUUCUUACUGGUUUUCAUUUUAUCCUUUGUACAUUGAUAGGUUAGAAAAGCAAGCCAGGAUUCACUACUCAUACUACUGGAACAAGGUCUUAUCGGUCAAUAUGAUAUUGAAAAUAAAGUGUGUCCAAUCCUGUUAGAUCUUUCUGCUCCUGAGAGUGAUGAUGAAUACAAAGUAGAAGCUGUAAACGUAAGUAGCAGUUGUCUUUCAUUUGGAAAUUCUUCUAAAUUUGCAGUAGGGAACAAAGUCCUAUAUCUACCAUCUGUACAAAGUUUGUACAUCUGUACAAAGUUAAAUAACUGAAGACUAUACAGGUGUAAUUCAGUCUUUGUUAUUGGCUUCUUAUUCUUGACUGGUCUAGUUUUAAAUUUGUUGUUUAAGUGACGAUACAGUGAAGGAGAGAGAGAGGAGUAAAGGAUGUGCCAGAUGUGCUUGAGUCGGUAUGAGCCACAUGACCAGGCUUAGCCCCUGUUGACCUCACCCUACAGGUGAAGUGAGUUCUAAGGUGAAUAAGGGAAGGGGAAAUGUGGCACUUGUAGGAUAAUCUCUUUAUUGGACUUUCUGAGUACAAGAGUGCUCAUCCUUUUUAGCAUUCGGGUGUCAAGCUGGUAAUGUGAGGAGGGCCUCUGUGUAGGUGUACUAGAGCAGGGGUUGGCAAACUAAGGUUCAUGGGCUGGAUCAGGCCCAAUUGCCUUCAGGAUCUGGCCCGCGGACUCUGGAUCGGCAUGGGGAUUCUGUUCGUUCGGGCUGUGCCAUUUCCCCCCUUGUGCCAUUCCAUUUCCCCCCUCUCCCUCACAAACACCGCGGUGGCGCCUCCUCCCUCCCUCCUCCUGGCUUCUCCCCGCCCUGCCUAGAGGAGGAAGGGGGCUGGGCUGAGCUAGCUGAGCGCCAUUUUAAGCAGCCCCUCUACAGAGCCAGCUCUUUCACGCCGCUCAUCUUCCCUCCGCCACCUGGUGCUCCUGUGGGCCAGAGAGUGGAGCGAACGAGCUUGCUCUGCCUACCCACGAGAAGCAGCAGCAGCAGUGGUGGUGGCAGCCCCAGGGAAGGUAAGCGCAACAGCUGGAGGUGGGGGUGGGGGGUGGGGAGGAUGACUACUUGCCCCCCUCGCCUCUUCUUCCAGCUCUCCCCCACAGUGCCACUUCUCCAGCCCACCACAAGAUCUGAGGGACAGUGGAGCGGCCACGGCUAAAUUUCUUUGCCAACCCCUGUACUAGAGGGACCGAAAAUUAUCUUUGACUGAGAGGUGUAGCUUAAAAACAAACACACAAGAACACUUAAAAAAAAAAAAAGCCUAUGGAGGGCAUUCCACAAUGAUGAGGCCACUGCAGAAGAGCCAAUUUCUUUGCCUCCAUAUUGCUUACUAAAAGAACCCACUCAUAAAAUUUAUCUCUUGGAAGGAUCUAUCAAUCAUUUUUUCUGAUUAGGGAGUCACAAAUCAACUCCUUUUUCACACAUUACUUUCAGCACAAGCUGCUUGCCACCUGCUGUGUCAUCCUCAUGAAUAUUCUGUGACCUGCAAAUAGUUUACAGUCCACCAUUGCAAAUUGUUGAUCUAGAGUUUAGAGAUGGGUCAUAUCCGCACAUUACAGUAAGCCAUAAACCUUGCUUAUCUUGCACAAGUGAAAUUUAGCUGGUGUUGUGAGAAAACAACUCUAGCUUAGUGUUACAGCUAAACCAGAGAUUGUGCUUGUUUUCCUCCCAGCAAACUGUAGUUAAUAAACUAAGAGCAUACUUUAACUGGAGAUCAUAGUUUGUUGGGAGUGAAAUAAAUCAUGACCCCUGGUUUCUCUGUAAUGCUAUGCCAUGGACCACAGUUUGUUUCCUCCCAUCACAGGAGUAGAGGUGAACCCAUAGUUAUGAUUUACAAUGACAUGCAAACAUGACUAUUGAGUCUGUAGGAGCUUGAAGUAUUUUUAAGUAUUAGUAUCUCCUCCUGCUUUCCUUUAAAAAAAGAGGAAUCCUAGAUUAAUGUCAACAAAACCCAGUUGUUCUGAAAGCACAUUGAAAUAUGUUGUCAAAUUUAAAAAGUCUAAGUAAGUUCCAACAUAACGGACACUGGCAGCCACAAAACAGACCACUUAUUCGCAUAAGAACUGUAUAUCAGCCUCAGUAUUAGUUUUCAGUUGCUCUUCGGCUGCAGAAAUUUAAGAAGAACUGGGCAUGUUAUACUCUCUUUCCUUGGCUCUGAAGUCACUGCUGUGUGGUGUUAUCUUAACCUGUUAUCCAUCAAAAUUGUUAUAUUCCAGUUCAGUUAAACCCACAAUGGACCAAUAAUAUAACUGUUUGGAGGAAAAGGUCAAAAUACGGAAAAAGUGUUAUUUUAUUUUCCAGCUGCUAAAAGAAUUAAACUGAAAGAAAAUAUAAUCCUUCCAAGUAGUCACAUAUAGUCCUAUUAAUGGGUUAUAAAUUCCAGCAUUAAAAUAUUUGGCAAUUUUCCCUAAAGGUACUAUCUUAAAGCUAUGUUUCUUCUUGAUGUGGUGUCCAAAAAUCUAUAGCAUUAUUGCUUCUUUUAAAUUUAUACUUGACUAUAAAUAGUUGCUUAAAUUUUCUAAUUCCUAAGUGUAUUGAGUUCUUCAGAUCAUUUGCAAGAAAUCCGUUGUGUAUCCACAAAAUGUGAACAUUCGUAAUUUCAUUUUACCAUGGCUGUCUGACACUUCACCCAUAAAAUGACUUUACCAGCUAGACUACAGUUUCUUGUUUGGGAGUUGCUUAGGCCAAUUUCCAAUGUAGCAUCUGAAUGCCCUAUGUCUUUUUCAAGGACUGACAAUUCCAUUAAAGUCAGAAUAGGAUAAUGUUCUCCAAGUUCUUUCUUUGCAUUCAGUCACAAUUUGAGAAGGAAGCUGUGAUUUUUAAUAACCAUAUACUUUUAAAUAUAUUCUAUAAACAUAUUGAGACUUAAAAAAAAAAAACCCAGCAAAGUUUAGGAGUCUUGUAUUUACAAUAUUUGAAUGAACUUUUGUGGUAUUGGCAAUUUAAUAAUUUUACAAGAGUCUUGGGAUAGGUAGUACAUUCAUGCAGUGUAACAUUUUUAAAAUGUUUAUUUUUAGAAAAUGUUCUAAUUCUUAAUGUUUGAGAAAAAAACUGAUUCUGCUUUUGGAAAAGGUGUUACAGUCAAAGAUGCACAGAAAUUAUUUGGUUUGCUCUGAGGGAUGGGAGGCUUUUAUGGGUGGAAAAAAAGGGAACUGAAUGUUAUACCCUGAUUUUAAUCAAAAAUUGGUUCCUAAGCAAGGCCUUUCCAUUGGCUGAACUCAGAAACUAGCAACAUUUGGCUCCUUUUCUCCUUUCAUAGAAUCAUAGAGUUGGAAGAGACCACAAGGGCCAUCGAGUCCAACCCCCUGCCAAGCAGGAACUUUGAACUCUUUCUAAUCCAACUGGUUGUUACAAGAAAUCUUUAACAAAGAACUAGCAGCUGAGUUUGCUUUCUCUCUCUCUCCCCACUUCCUGUCCCCUUUACUUCUGUGCUAUGCUUUUUAGAUUGUAAGCCUAAGGACAGGGGCUAUCUUACUACUGAUAUUUGUAAGCUGUUCUACGAGCUUUUUCUUUUUCCUGAAAAGUGAGGAAAAAUUGCUUUAACCAAAUAAAUAAGUAAAUAUCUGCUGAAUUUGAUUUCUAAGCCAUAAGAAGUUCAUAUACAGAAGUCACAUUGUCUAACAUAAUUUUUAACAGAACUGCUAAGUUUCAAGAGGAGAACUUUAAAUGGAGAGAAAGAAUUGAGAUAUUUUUCCCCUAUUAGAUAAUCUGCAAAAUGGCUUCUAUGGUGAAUAAAUCAACCGUUGAACAGUUGCUGCUUCCCCGAUUCUGUGAGCUCUGUGGUGAUGGGAAACUCUUUCAAGUCCGGAAGGUUAGUGCUUAUUAUUUAACACUUAUUUGUGCAUCUACAUUAGAAUUUAUCUGUUCAAAUUUGGAGGUUAAAUUAUCUUCAUCUGUAAGUACCAGUAAAACUCAGUGUGUUUCUCUCGUCUCUCUGUGUGUAUGCCAUUAAAGAGCAACGUUUUCUUUUUCAUAUAUUGGCCAAAAUAUAGAUUCCACUUUAGUGAAAUGUACAGGUAACUCGCAACGUACACUUAUUUAAAAUAAGUUCUUGCAUCUUUACACCUGUUGCUGAAAAAUAAUAAUUGCAAGAUUGCUGUUCUGGCUUUACAUGGUUUUGCUUAUACACACAAUGAUGAGGAAUGUAACCCCACGUAAGUUGUGAGUUACCUGUACAUAAAGUUAAUCACGUACUUGUGCUUUCUUGAAUAAGGGCCACAGAAUUGAUGAUCCUAUAUUUCCUUUCAGUCAUUUCCUGCUUAUCACACAUUCUCUAUUAAAUGUGUUGAGCAGCUGUUAGUAUGCAUUAAAAUAUUUGAGUAGCAUACCCUGUAGACUUUUAUGCAGUUAAUAUGAUUAAUAAUGCCUGCAAGUAGGAAACAUACAAUAAAAGUAUAUUUUCUGGGUUGGGAGUGUAGGCAGCAAGCUUCUUUCUAAAACAAGUUCUUACUCUGUGAAGGACUGUAAUUUGAUCAGUUUAAAGAAAGACAUACAGAUUCAGAAUUGAUACAUAAAAGCAAACCAAGUUUUUGUUUCUCUUGUUUUAGGUUUGUGCAGCAAACUUUGGAGACAUUUGCAAUGCUGUGGGGCAAGAAGCCACAGAAAAGAACUUGGUAUGUUAAGGUUUGGGGUCUUGAAGCUAUGUCAUUUCAUUAAAUUUAUAGAGCAGCCCAUCAAUAGUAUCUUACAUAUUAAAGUCUUACAUAUUAAAGAGUCUUACAUAUUAAAGUAUCUAAAUACUAAAAAUGCAACAGAUAAUCAAUAAAAUCCACAAUAAAAAACAGGGGGGAAACUCCUAACUGCUCAGACAAUAUAAUAAAACAAUGUGCAGUCUGGGUGAAUAAAAGCUUUUUCAUCUAGCACUAAAAACACCAUCAAGAAGGUGUCAGGCUAUCCUCUCUGUGGAGGCUAUUCUGUAGCCCACAUGCCACUCGUCAAAAGCCUGUCUUUCUGAUAAUCAGCUACAUCUAUUCACUUGGUAAGGGCACCUGGACAGGACCUCUAAAGAAUAUAUUUAGGGUCAGGUAGGCAAAUGUGGGAAGAGGUGAUUUUCAGGGAACCUAGUCCUAAACCAUUUAGGGCUUUUAAUACAUUUAACACAGAACUGGUUUAAGCCAAACCUCUAAGGAAAAGAGAGAAUCCAGAAGUGCAUGCUUUCUUUUGAUGAAGUGUGUCUGAUGCACUGUCUCUGGACACCCUUGAAAUCAAACCUUGGAGCAACUCCAUCAAAUGCACCAAGGCACACACAUAAUGCGGCUUAUGAAUAUAUGAUACUGGGUGGGUGUUGGAUGGCUGAAGAAUACAUCAAUGUUACUUAAAAACAGCAACCCGUGCUCAUAGCAGCACUGUAACAAGAAGGUUGUUUUGAUCCCAUGCUAGCAGCUUGCUUUCUAUCUUUCUCUCUCCUCCCCCCUGAGACUUGUAAAACUAAAGUCUCAGAAAUUCAUCCAUGUGUCAGAUUUCUCCCUCAAGCUAAAACUGUCGUGCUUGAUCUUUAGCUAGCCAUGGUGGUUGCUAUUGAUAACUUCAAUUUGCAAGGAUAAUCCUUCAGCAUUAGCAUUCCAUCUUUAAGCCUUGCUGAAAGGACAUUAAUAUUUGUAAAGGUAUCUGACCCUGCUGUCAGCUUCUCUUCACGGAUUGAAAUAAAUCAGAUUGACGGUCUCAGGCAGCUUAGCUUUCUUCUGUGACAUAAGUAUCUGUUUAUGUGCAACUACAUGUAGUAUUUGUAGCCAGAAUUACCAAAUUACCAAAAUAAACCUGAAUCCUUUAAUUUAUUUGUUAACUUGAUGCCAUUUGCUGCUGUUUGCUAGAAGCUGCUAGCCAAAUGAUGUUUUCAAAAGAGAACCCUUACUUGAAACCUCAAAUAAUUAUUUGGAAGUAAAUGUCUUCACAGUAGAUGUGUUGAGGGCUGCAGUGCAAUCAGUAAAAUUGCUAUUUUAGAACUGUUUGAUCUGAUAUGUCUUUAUUUUGGUAGAUUCCGAAGUUUUUUGAGCUCUGCUCUGAUAGCGUUUGGGGUAUGCGAAAAGCUUGUGCUGAAUGCUUUAUGGCUGUCUCCUACACCAUUUCACCUGAAGUUAGGAGAAGCAAGCUGUCUCCCCUCUUUAUUAGUCUCAUCAGUGACCCUUGCAGAUGGGUAAGUAGAGAGUGAAUUAGUCCAUCUUAAAUUGCAGUUGUACUUUUCUGUCUUUUGAUAAAUGACCAUGACUAGCUCAAGUGACAAUUAUCGAAUGUUUUAUUUGACUUGCUCCUCUCAGCUAAUUAAUUGCAAGUCAUUAAAGCUCUGUUUCUGUUAGCUGAUGCAUGAUGGAAGCUUUUUAAGCAAGCAAAUAGUAGUUCAGCUGUCAAAAGCAGACUUUAAUCAACUCUUCAUGAUUGCAUAUUGAUCAGCUUUCUCCUUUUGCUUCCAUACAGAGAUGACUUGUGACAGCCCUUCUAAUUUAGAGUUUAUUCUGUUGUAAAUGUUCAUGGUCCCGAUGGACCAUCUUACUUUUUCAAAACACAUCUCUUCAGUGAAGCCUUUGGCAUAAGUCCUUAGCUGCAAAACAUAAAAGUAAUACUGUUAUGCUAAGGUUCAAAGGAAAUUAUCUUGGUGUAUUUUUUUGUUAAAUCCAUACUCGUAAUAAUAUCCUAUAGUUUGCUCAAAAGUUAUUUUUAUUCUUUAACAAUUAGGUUUUUAAGCACUAUUAGUUACCUCAAAGCAUUAUCUUAUUUGUUAACAAGUAGUAAUAUGUCUCAUACUGAUAUUUUUCCUUUUAUUUUUUUUUUAAACCAAAGUGUAGUAGUGUGUUUGAUUUUUCUGCUGAUGUAAGCUCCUUAACUUGAGAUGAAUGAAAUGUCAUUCUUGAAGUGUUGGCUAUGAAUUCUAGCACCCUGUUUGAGUGAGGAAACUUCAGUCUCAGUGAUCUCUUUCUGGACUGACUCAUUGACAUGUACAUAAAUACCAUGUGUGAUUUCUGUUGCUGAAUGUUCAUAGCCCAGGCAUCUGGGGCUGCAUGUGCAUUUUCUCCUGCUAGACUGGAGAGUUGUAUAUGAAGUGCCUAGUAGCUGGUCAGUUGCUAGCUUUGAAAGCACAACAGACCACCUGCUUGGGGGAGAAUGUGGACUUAAUCCAGGCACCAAUUACCUGUUACGUUUCAGAAAUGGAUUCCCCUCCUUCCAGUAAGUAACCCAUAUAAUGCAAAACAAUGUGCAGCUGCAUUCUCAUGAUAUCUGUUGAUGCCUUAUAGCUAGCUGUUUGAUGUUUGACAUUGGUCCAAAUCCCUGAAACGGUUAAAACUUGCCUCAUUCUGGCAGUGAAAUUACUGUAUACUAUUAUCCUUGCCCUAAUGCCUUCCAUUUAGUUGAUUGGGAUACUUUGGAAUCAUAUUGGAACAGCAAAGUGUACACUUGUCUCCAGAAGUAUAGUUAUCAAGCCAGUUGUGUCUUCUUACUUUUCCAAUACCGUAGGUUCGUCAAGCUGCUUUCCAGUCCCUCGGGCCUUUUAUUUCUACUUUUGCAAACCCUUCCAGUGCUGGUCUUUACAUUCGGGAGGAUGGGACGCUUAGUAUCCGGCCUUCCAGUCCAUGCCCAACAGGCAACAAUGCAAAUGACAUGCCAUCCAGGUACAGUGAUUUGGCUUAAUUUAGUUUAUCGCCUAGUUCUCAUGUGACAUUAAAUCAUGGGUCUUCCUCCAUCCCACUGCUGUUAGGACACAAGCCAAGAUCUGACUUGCUGUGAUGCCUGAACCCAGGUUCGUGGUCCCCCUCCCACCCCCAAUAAACCAUGUGCAGUAAGUCAAGAACAAAUCUUAGUUACUGUUUGUGGCUUCCUUGGAGUGAAUCAAGCCAUGAGCCUGGGUUCAGAUGUUGUAACAAGCCAGUAAGUUGUGAGUUCACAUUAAAUUAUAGUUUGCAGAUUAUAUUAAACCUUGAACUCUAUUCUUUGGUCCAAGACAAUAACUGGUCCAAGACACACCCAUACCUUAAGUAGUAUGGUGUCUUUUACUUGUUUUUCAAAUCAAUUAGUCUGCAGUUUCAAUGCAAUUCAUAUUUUUAAGUUCUUAAAAUAAAGUGAGAGAGGGCUUCUAUCAGAUAACAUUUAGAUAACAUAAACUUCAAAAUACACAGAAAAGUGUCCUUGUGAUAAAAGCUGGUAGUUUCGGAUGUCAUAUUUGCACACCUCAGUAUCAGUUAAGGACAUCUUAGGAGGUCUGAAGCUAACCAGCUGAUUUAAUGAAGCAUCUUUGAAAGCAAGAUUUUAGAGAAAAGUUGCAAUUAUUGCAGUUAAAGUAUUACCUAAGAUACUAUGUUUAAGUGAAAUUUGUUUUUUCAGUUUUUUAAAAAUGCUGCUUCUGUUUCCAGUCCAGAGGAGCAAGUGGGGGAAAAAUUGGAAUCACUGACAGACGGGCCUUCUGCUAGCUGUGAGAAUUCAAAUUCAGAUGCAACGGAAGACAGUUCAGCCAUACAAGUAAACAUUGGAGUAGAUCAGACUAUAUUGACUCAGAGUGAUAAUGCUGAUCCUUAUGUGACCAAGGAUAUUAAGGAAUGUCAAAUCAACAGUUAUCAGGAAGUGAACUCAAGGGUCCAAUCAGCAGAGGAUGUGUUCAAUACCUUCUUAUACUGGCGUCCUCCUCUUCCUGACAUAAGUCAGGAUCUAGAACUGCUUCAGUGCAAAACUGAAAUACACGAAGAGAGCUGCCCGGUGUCGGAAGUUCUUUGUAAUAAUUGUGUUGCCAGCAGUGAGAUAAAAAAAGUUCUGCAGAGUUUGCAGGAACACAUGGAUGACCCAGAUGUUCAAGGUAAGAUCUUACGCUCUUGUGUUCUUAGACCCUUCUUCAAAAGAUUUUGCUCUGGGAAACAUGUUGCUCACAGUUGUUUUAUUAUAAUGAAGAACUAUUCUGUCUUAGGAUUGCAUGCAGUUCCCUUUAACCACAAUACAUUCCAGCUAUAUCUCUCUAUAGUUAACAAAUGGGAAGUGCCGUCUGGCUCCAGCAGCAUUUGAUGAAAACUUCUUGCUGUUCUAAAAAGCAUUUUACUGCUUGAGUUGUCGUAGGAAGGAGGGCAGUUGUGUUGGCACUUGGGUGCUGCCACAGUACAGCCUUCACUGAGGUCCUCAGCUUCUUCCUUUCUGUUUAGAAUUGCAUCUAAAAGUGGACUGCAGCUCUGUAAGAAAAAAGAGCCAUUAGGGUUUUGAAGGUUGAUCUCAAGAUUCCUAAUAUCAGCUCUGAAUUCAGCUGGUAUAAUGGCUUCUAGUGUAGUUUGUCUACAGAAACUAGAUCAGGUAUCUGGUUUUUUGAACUUUAAAUAAAAGCAGGAUUUAAACACAGUCCUGUUUACUCAGAAGUCUUCAGUAGGGUUUACUCCUCAGUAAGCAUCCAUAGGAUUGCUGCUUUAGUCACCUUUCUCCUAGCUGAUCACCAAGGCAAAAUUAAGCCUCUCUUGUGCAGUAGUAGCUGUUGGUAAAACCAAGAUGUAUGGUAUAUAUGAUAACACAAUAGGAUCUAAUAAAUUAGGCAUAAGAAAUGAGAGCAGAGGGCAAAGCAGGCCAAAGUAGAAAUGUGUUUAUUAGGACCAGUAAAGAGGUUCUAGUUAUUGCACUAAAAAUAGAAAUAGUGUUAGCUUGGGAUCCAAAACAUCCUGGGCCAGGUCUUCUCUACAUCUAUGAACUUUAAAUUUCAGUAUUGUCAUCUUUGUGAUGUUUUAUGUAUCUCACAGCAGAAUCCCAUAUGCUUACUCAGAAGUAAUUUUUUUGAAUUCAUGUAAAUGCUUACAGGAUUGCAGCUGAAAACCACCUAUACUUAAUCUGUAAAUAAGUUAUAAUCUUUCAAAAAUGUAUCUGAGAAUAGAAUUUCCGUAUAGGCACAGAGGCAUUGAUAGACAAAUUUGUGAAGAAUAGGUCUUACCCCUUUCAAGAACUACUGUGUAAUAAGUUAAUAUUAAAAGUUUUGCAGUUCUCAGUCUUUCAUUGUUCAAUUUUCAAAGCUUUUUCUGCUCCUUUUGAGAGGGGUUUUCUGACAUAGGUUUUUAGGACUUGUAAAAGGAGAUGCAUGAAAACAAACUUAAUGGGACUUGUUCCAUUUGAUCAGCUCAGGUUCAAGUACUGUCUGCUGCACUUAGAGCUGCUCACCUUGAUUCUGUCGGUUGCUUUGAGAUCAAGCAGAAUGAAGAAGUUAAUGGGAACUACCCAGAAGAUACACCAGGUUUGGUCCUUGAUCCCAGUUCAGUGAAUGAGAACACCUUAUCAUCACUGCCAAGCCAGGAUGAGGCAAUUAACCCACCCAGUCCAACUGUGAUUAAAAAUAUGGUAAGUUUUGGUCAUGGCAGGAAAAAUAAGUGUGUUUUUCAGGGGAGGGGGGGGUUAAUGGCUUGUCAGUCAUUUUGUACCACUAAAUACUUCUACUUACUUACGGUAGUCUGACUUGUAGUCUGCCACCCUGAAAAUGCAGGGCACUGAGCCUAAACUUAAAAUAGCAGCCAAAUGUAACUAGCAGAGUGCACUAAAUCAUGCCUGUGUAUUUAUCUAAACACAACUGAGUAUGAGUACUGGCUUUAUCCCAGCCCCUGAAAACCAGUCCAGAUACCAAGACCUUGCCUUGCAAUGCUUCAAACAAAUGCUUAGACUGGCAGAUCCCCAGGAGAAAGGAAUCUGAGAAUUAUAGAUUGGCCACUGAGAAUGGCACCUUCAGUAGGAUGUAGGAAAUGUUGAAAGUAGUAUCAUCAUGGUAGAUGGGGUAGAAGAACGAAUGAACCUUUGAAAUUUCUACAAUAUGUACCAGAGCAAAUUAAGAACCAGGCUCCAUAAAUAAGAAUAGAACCACUGCAAAACUGCCCCCAACCCAGAGCUGGUCCGGGGAGAUACCAUGAUCAGUGGUAUCAAAAGAUGCUGGGAUAUUGAGUCCCUUUGCUAAUAAAGGCCAUCCUUCUGGCCGAUCAAAUAGCCAAGCUAGACCUAGAUCCAGAUUGAAAUGGACCCAGAAGUUGAUGGAUUCCAACUCCCAUAAUCCACAGCCUUUGACCACGCUAGCUGGGGAUGAUGGGAGUUGGGAGUCUAACAACAUCUGGAGGACCACGUCCCCAUCCGUGGUAUUAGCAGUCAUUUUUCUCCAAGUGUGCCUAGAGCUGAGCCACCACUACCCUCUCAAACACUCUGCUUAGGGAGGGCAUGUUUGCAACCAGGUUAUAGUGGUUGUAUAUCUCUGUGUCAAAGGUGGGUUUUCAAAAGGAGAGUUGCAUUGCCCCUUUUAUAAGGUUUCAGGCAACACCCCUCAUGCAGUUGUGCAUUCAUCGUACCCUGGCUACCUCAAAUUAGCCAUGACUGACAAGGAUUGAGAGGACACACAGUUAGUCAAAUCACUGCAAGCACCUUGUCCACAUCCUCAGGCCUCAGAAGCUGAAAAUUAUCCCCCCAAAAGUCUAGGUGGUGCAUUGGAUACUUCAUCAGGACUGAUCACAACAGUGGCAUCUAAGACUUUGCAGAGGUAAGUAAUUUUAUCCUCAUGGUGCCUGCUGCUGCAGGCUUUUGAGAAUUGUAAUAACCCAUUCACCAGGUUAGAGCUUAAUAAACUUCACACCACUCAGUGUCAUGGCAGCGGGGGCAGUAAAGUAGACCUUCACUGCCACCGAAUAGGUAUGAUUAUGUGCUAUAACACAUGUUCAGUCAUCUUAUUUUUAUUUACCCAUCAAAUUUAUAUCCCACCCUUCCAGAGUGGCAAACAUAUUUGUAUUAAAAUUAAAAGUAGAAUAAUCACAUUUAAAAAUAUCUAAAAGAGUGAAACGCAAUAAACCAUGUAACCGGUUAUGUGUUUGAAUAGGCCAACGAAAACAGAAACGUUUUCAUGUGGCAAGUUCUUUGCAGAGUUCCAUGUCCUUUUUACUCUAGGCAUGAUCCAGCCUGCUCCAUUGUCCACAACUACUCAUAAUAACCUGGGCUAUUGAUACGAUUGAAAGAGAUCACAUCAAUGGCCCAUUGCAUCUUGCCGUUCAGUAGCAAGACAAGGGCCUUAGUGGAACUGCCAGCUCCGUCAGAAAAUCCCCCAGAGCAUUCAUGAAUUCAUGGAUUGCAUAAGUCUCCAGUGAGGAACUGCUGCUGUGAGACCACUGGGCUAGACUCACUGGGCUAGUAACAAACCAAGACAAUCCCAUGGGUGUCAUGGAACCUUUGAAGUCUUGUAUGAAUAUAGAACCUUUUCUCUGUGCUUACAUCUUUGUAUGGCUUAGCAUAGUUUUGAUUACAUUUUUUAGCACUGCAGCAUGGAUUCAAUUUUUACAUAGAUGUUCACUGUUCGUGUUGUACUGAAUUUUAAUGCGGUGCCCCAGAUACUGUUUUGUUCUUUCCAUAAAUGCAUAUUAUGCACUUUUACAGGACUCAGAAGAGCAACACAGUGGGGACAACAAAGCUUUAGAGGCAGAAAAGAAUGAUCCCCUUCAUGAAGAAGAGAAAUCAAAAUUACAGGUUGUUUCAACUAUUUCUUAAUGAUGUGCUAUAGGGAAGUUCAUCUCCCAUAAAUUAAACAUUUUAGACCAUGUCUAGAAGCCAGCCUUAGUAUUUUGGUUCUGACAGAAUCUGAAGUAUAAGCUUUUUUUGUGAACUGCAAUGAAUAUAGACUUAAAGGCUGAUCAGGCCUUCUUUUCUCAGCCUUGUUAUGAGCGUGGAUCGUUCUUGGACAUGCACCCAUGUCCUGCUUUCUUCCUGCUCUGUCUCAUUCACCAGCUUCAGAAAGUAACAUGUGACCAAGGCCCUAAAUCAGGUUUAUUAUGGGUAUAAUUUGCAUAGUUAAAAUAUACAAACAAAUUCUCUAUAUAAUUUAAUAAUGCACACAAAUUGCUAUUUUCAGUUGUAAUUUGUAACUCAUAUCCAUCUGAACUUCAUGUGUAUGAACUGUUUCCCAUGACAGAGCUGACAAAGUUUGGCCUGCUGUGUAUUCUGUAACUGCUGCUGUUUUUAACGUGCUUGUUUUCACUGCGCAGUUGCCAUCUGGAGCGGGGAGAUGGAACGCUAUACUUGAACAGAUGUCUUUCAGGGCUGACACAUUCUUUCUCUGGUUUAAUUUAUUAUUAUCAUCAAUAAUUUAUUUAUUUUUUUGUCUCCAGGAUAUCAUACCUCAGCCUUUAUUGGACCAGUACUUAUCUAUGACGGACCCUGCUCGAGCACAGACUGUUGAUACGGAAAUUGCAAAACACUGUGCGUACAGCCUUCCUGGUGUGGCCUUAACACUUGGUAGGCAGAACUGGCAUUGUUUGAAAGACACCUACGAGACCCUGGCAUCAGAUGUACAGGUAAAGCACAUGGCAGUCAAGUAUCACAUGUUUUACAGGUGUAUGUGUCAGAUUUGUAAGGAGCAUGAGAUAUUUAGUGCACAUUCGCCUGUGCUAGUUUGCCUAACGGAGCCCCAAAAGUUCCCAUCAGCUACAAGGACUGGGAGAAGGAGAAGCUUCAUAAAACUUAAACCUUUCAAAUUCCAUAAAGUGCUUGCUUUCCUCACAGGCCCAUAAUAACAUUACAGUUCAUUUUAACUAAUCCAGCUUCAGGCUGUCAGGAUAGCAGGUUGAAGAGAGCAUCUUUCCUAGCCAAUAUCGAGAGGUGCGCAUAUGCACAAUGCAGCCAAGAACAAAGUUCAUUUUAUGCUUAAAAAUAAAAUGUCCCAUUUACUUUCCAUGAACUCUGUGUAGCUUAAGAUAAAAUGAAACAAUCUAUAUGACAUACAGUGUCUGCAUGAGUCGGGUUAUUAUGUUUUUAAUUAAACUUGCUAUAUAUGUCCCUCCCUCUCAAAUUCUUUUCGAGUUAAGAAAUGAUAUUCCUGGCAGAUGCAAUGCUAGUGGUAUUUGGGGCCCUAAUCGUUUCCACCUUGAGGUGGAAGGUUGGUGAAUAAUUCUACAGAGGUAUAACUUUAUGCUGUGGAAUGAGACUAAGGAAGUUUUUGCUUCUUGCAAAGCUUCCCAGAAAGCACAACUUUUUACUGUCUUCAUGCAAACUGUUCUACUAUUGCCAGGGGGAAGCAGUAGGCAUCAUAGCUAACCAAUCCUGUUAUCCUCCUGGACUCUGUUGAGUUCAAAGACCAAGAAUGAAGUUAGAAUCUGGCACAAUCAACUCAGGAAAUUGGAAGGACAAGACAGAGAAGAGGCCUUUUAAAAAAAAAGCUAAUGCUUUGUGCUUGGUUGCACUUGUGGUUUGAUAGCUUAAAUUUGCUAUAUUUGCUCAGCAGUGUUCAGUCUUGUUUUUCAUUUUUGUUAACUGUUUACAGUGGAAGGUGCGUCGGACACUCGCUUUCUCUAUUCAUGAGCUGGCUGUUAUUUUGGGAGAUCAGUUAACAGCAGCGGAUCUAGUGCCUAUUUUCAACGGCUUCUUAAAAGAUCUGGAUGAAGUGCGAAUUGGAAUCCUUAAACAUCUUUAUGACUUCCUUAAGGUAGAUGGAGAUAAGUCGUUCAUGUUUGCUCUGUUUCAGCUAUAUUUUUCUUAGAGGCAUGCCCCUCUAAGAAAAUAUAUUUCCCAAUCUGCACUUUCAUAGUGGGCAUAAUGGAUGAUUUUCCAUUGUUAAUCAUACUUAGAGAAGUCCCACUGGUAUCACUCUGUGACUGAAGGCCCCCUAAGUCUGUGUACCAGCCCAAACCUCUGUAAUAUCUAACUGCAAAUGUUAUAUAUGUCCAAUGCAAAGUUGACCCUGGUAUGUAGAUAGUGUGCAUACAUAGGCCUUGCUUUUAAGUAUUGUGCUGCACUGAUACUGGUGAAUGGCUUAGGCAGCCACUGUACAGAGAAUGUAAUGUUUAAAUUGGUCUUAAAAUCAUGAACACAUUGCAUAAAGAAGUUGAAGUUACAUGAAACAAUAAUUACUGGUCAGCAUUAUCAGGAUCUGCUUCCUAAUUGAAAUAUCUGCAAAUGUUUUGACUACUUGAACCUUUGAAAUUAAUGACGAAUGAAAUGGGAUACUUUAUAUUAGCCCUGUGCUUCCAUUGUCAGAAACAAAUUACAACUGAGAUUUAUUUGUUAUACAGUGGUGCCCCGCAAGACGAAUGCCUCGCAAGACGAAAAAUUCACUAGACGAAAGAGUUUUCCGUUUUUUGAGUCGUUCCGCAAGACGAAUUUCCCUAUGGGCUUGCUUCGCAAGACGAAAUGUCUUGCGAGUUCUUGCGAGUUUGUUUCCUUUUUCUUAAAGCCGCUAAGCCGUUAAUAGCCGCUAAGCCGCUAAUAGCCGUGCUUCGCAAGACGAAAAAACCGCAAGACGAAGAGACUCACGGAACGGAUUAAUUUCGUCUUGCGAGGCACCACUGUAUUAUUGUCCUUCUGUUAGGGUAGUGUACAUACCUCAGGGCACUGGGCGUGGUUUUCUCUCUCCCCAUUUUAUCCUAAGAGCCCUGUUUAGUAGCUUAGGUUGAGGUCUGGUUCCGCCGUAAUUGGAAGCCAUGGUUUCCUACUGCAUGAGCAGCCCUUGUCGGUCUUGGGUUUGUGGGCUUCCUUCUCUUUCUUCUUCUUUCAUGUACCAGAGGAGGAGAUUGGAAGCUUAUGCUUCAUAUUUCAAGGAAGCCACAGUUCAUCAUUACAUCACAGCUUAGGGAACUGUGGCUUGUUUAGUAAGAACAAACCGGGAUCAAAUUGUGGAAGCUCACAUGUCUGAUGCUAACUAUUGUUUAUUCAUGAAGUUACGUCUGAGCUGGCAAACCCAAGGUCAACAGGUUAGCUUCAUGGCAGAUCAGGGUCUAAAGUCCAGGCCUGAUCCAGCACUAAACUCUACAGCAGACUAGCAUUUAACCUGAAUGAGGAAAAGUUGUUCUUAGGAAAGAAAUGUUUAAUGCUUCAGAAUUGUGCUAGAUUAAUAUUGAAUAUGAUCUACUAGUCUUCAUGCUAGUUGCUAAUAGGUUCAGUUGUGAAGUAUUAAUUCAUUUUGGAUUUUGUUUUGUGGGGGUAGUUGCUUCAUGCUGACAAAAGACGUGAGUACCUUUACCAGCUACAAGAAUUUGUGGUUACGGAUAACAGCAGGAAUUGGCGGUUUCGUUAUGAGCUUGCAGAGUAAGUGAAACUAGUUUCGGUUUUGUAUGUAUUUGCUAUUUAGUGGUUUCUAUUUGGCUUUGUCUUUUUUUUUUUUUUUAAAAUGAUUUUUAUUAAAAUUUCAGUGAAAGAUUAAACAGAAAAACAUAGAAAAAAAAUACACAAAUACACAAUACAUAAUAAAAAACAGAGAAAACAAAAAAGAAAGAAACAGAACAGUUAAAAAACAAUAUCACCUUUUUAUUUCCGUUUUUGAAUUUACUUAUUUUCUGGACCUCCCCAUACCUCCCUCUUUUGUAUUCCAGUCCAAAUUGUUUGUCCAGCAAUUUCUUUUCCACUUUUUUAAUCCCAAUCUUUAAUCUUAAUAUAAUAUAUCAUUAAAAUUUUACCUCUUAAAUACCAAAUUUCCAUUUCCUUCAACUUUUUUAAUCCUAAUCUUUAAUUAGUCUAUCUAUAACUUUAAAUCCUGUACAGCUGGAAACCACUUAUUUUUAAUCCAACAUCACUCUAACAUUCUUUAAUUUUGCAGUGUUUCUGUAGAUAAUCUUUGAAUUUCUUCCAAUCUUCCUCCACCGACUCUUCUCCCUGGUCACGGAUUCUGCCAGUCAUUUCCGCCAAUUCCAUAUAGUCCAUCAGUUUCAUCUGCCAUUCCUCCAGCGUGGGAAGUUCUUGUGUCUUCCAAUACUUUGCGAUGAGUAUUCUUGCUGCUGUUGUUGCAUACAUAAAGAAAGUUCUAUCCUUUUUAUCACCAUUUGGCCGACCAUGCCCAGGAGAAAGGCCUCUAGUUUCUUCAGGAAGGUAUAUUUAAAUACCUUUUUAAAUUCAUUAUAUAUCAUUUCCCAGAAAGCCUUAAUCUUUGGGCACGUCCACCAAAGGUGAAAAAAUGUACCUUCAGUUUCUUUACAUUUCCAACAUUUGUUAUCGGGCAAAUGAUAGAUUUUUGCAAGCUUGACUGGGGUUAUGUACCACCUGUAUAUCAUUUUCAUAAUAUUCUCUCUUAAGGCAUUACAUGCCGUAAAUUUCAUACCAGUGGUCCAUAACUGUUCCCAGUCAGCAAACAUAAUGUUAUGUCCAACGUCUUGUGCCCAUUUAAUCAUAGCCGAUUUUACCGUUUCAUCCUGAGUGUUCCAUUUCAGCAGCAAGUUAUACAUUCUUGAUAGAUUCUUAGUUUUGGGUUCUAACAGUUCAGUUUCUAAUUUUGAUUUUUCCACCUGGAAGCCAAUUUUCUUGUCCAAUUUAAAUGCUUCCAUUAUCUGAAAAUAAUGAAGCCAGUCUCGCACUUUGUUUUUUAGUUUUUCAAAACUCUGCAAUUUCAGUCUAUCUCCCUCUUGUUCCAAAAUUUCUCAAUAUUUCGGCCAUUUGACCUCCAUAUUGAGCUUUUUCAAGGCUUUCACUUCCAUUGGUGACAGCCACCGGUUUCUAUUUGGCUUUGAAUUAUAGCAAGGGCCACUUAAAAGCAGGACUAUAAAUCUAUGCAGCCGAUCAUUCUGUGUAAUAACACUGACAUCUAGUGUAGAACCUUGUAAUUUCAGUACAAGGUUCUCAGUUCUAAGUGACAAGUAUCAUAUCCGUCUACAUUUCUUAUUAUGGUUGUAAUAUCGGCUGUGUGGAUUCCAAAAUAUAAAGUGUCUAAUAAGACAGUAGUAGUAGUUUGUACUUUGCUUUCAAAAUUCGCUGAUGUUCUAAACGCUGCAGCACAUUUGCUGAUAGGAGUGAGACCCUAACACCUCUUCUCAGAGAUCUGCACUGGUUUCCAAUUUUAUUACUGGGCCAAGUUCAAGUCAGUUAUUGAUGCUAUAUAAUAGCCUUCUAAGAGCUUACUUAUAGGAUCCACUUUAUCCCAUAUGUGCUCACUUGACAGCUUUGAUUUGUGGAACUGGCACCAUUACAGAUGCCACACAGCACUCAGUUGUGCACUUGAAAUUGACCAAUUGUUCUUUUGGUGUGGCCUCAGCCCAACACUUUCUCAAUAGGCAGGUGCCUUCACUGUAUUGCCAUUUUUGCUGUCAUGCUUGAAUCCUUAGGUGUUUAGGCAAGCAUAUCCAGACAUGUUGAUGUCUGACAUGUUCUAAACUCUCUCUAGUUUACAGCUGGUGUUAGAUUGUUUCUAAAAUAACUUGGUUUUUAACUGCUGUUCAUUUUAGGGUUCUGUGUGUAAACUUCUCAGAUGUCUUGUAAACUACUAGAUGAAAUAGUAUAAACCUUUUAGCUAACUAGAUUACCAGGCAUCUGUUACGUCAAUACUAAACCCAUCUUCAGCAAGAAGAUAGAAUGGCCAUCCUAGUGGUGCAGCAGUAAAACUGCUAGUACAUUUGCAAAGCUAAGCAGGGUCUGGUAUGAUUUUGGAUGGAACUGAGAUUCCUGUAUUGCAGGGGUUGGACCAGCUAACCCCCAGGCUCCCUAUCAUAGAAUCAUAGAGUUGGAAGAGACCACAAGGGCCAUCGAGUCCAACCCCCUGCCAAGCAGGAAACACCAUCAGAGCACUCCUGACAUAUGGUUGUCAAGCCUCUGCUUAAAGACCUCCAAAGAAGGAGACUCCACCACACUUCUUGGCAGCAAAUUCCACUGUCAAACAGCUCUUACUGUCAGGAAGUUCUUCCUAAUGUUUAGGUGGAAUCUUCUUUCUUGUAGCUUGGAUCCAUUGCUCCGUGUCCAGUUAUCUGGAGCAGCAGAAAACAACCUUUCUCCCUCCUCUACAAUUCUAUGAUUCUUUACCAAUAAGACAGUGUUGUAAAUUAUUAUUUCUCUUUUAUUUUAGGCAACUCAUUUUGAUACUGGAGCUCUAUAACCCCAAUGACGUAUAUGACUACUUGCGGCAUAUUGCACUAACACUCUGUUCAGAUAAAGUUUCUGAAGUCAGGUGGAUCUCCUUCAAGCUGGUAGGCCUUUUGUACUUUCCCUGGGUCUACAUUUGCUAUACAUGUUAUAUUUUCUUUUACAAGACUUGCUGCCCUAAUUUUCACUAUAAUUUUCCUGUGAUUUCUCCUGUGUAUUUAAAGACUAAAACAAUUACUAUUAAGGGACAAAUAUGGAAAACGUUUAGGCAUUUGUUGCACCAGCAUUGCCACCUUUAGUUGUUACUAUUCAUGACCUGAUUUUUUCCUUUGAUUUCCUCCCCCCCUCCAGGUCGUGGCAAUAUUACAGAAAUUUUAUGCAAACAGUGCAAACUCUCUGGGUUUAAAUUUCAUUAAUGAAUUGAUUGUGAGGUUCCGCCAUUGUUCCAAGUGGGUUGGAAGACAAGCAUUUGCCUUCAUCUGCCAGGUGGGAUUUUCUUUCUUUCUUUCAUGACUAGGGUGGGAAUAAAGAACAGAAUUGCCUUGACACAGUUAUACUGCUGAAGCUAAGCAGGGCAUGGAAGCUAACUGGAUGGAAGACUACCUGGGAAACUGUGUGCAUGCUACUCUGAGUUGUGUGAUGUGAAGUAAGAAAGGGAUAGGAGUUAUGACAUGAACAUCAACAGGAGGAACAUGUAUAACCUUGAAUCAGUGUAAUGGAAUCUUUUGCCUUUUAAAUUUGUGCCGGUUUGGAUAGAUACUAAGGCACUUUGGGGUUCUUAAUGAUAAAGGAUUUAGUUUGAUUGGUUCCUAUUCUGAGGCGGCACCACUCAGGACUGAGAGAACAAGGAGGAACACAAUUAAAACCAUCAAAAGAGUUCUCAAAUCCAUUGGCAACAAGUCCUAUCGAGACUCUCAGUGGAGGUUCUGCCAUCCCACUUAACUACUACACAUUACCCCCCCCCCAUUUUCUCCACUUUUCUCACCGGCUUUGAUACUAUAUACUUAAGUGCUCUGAUGUAUCGGGGGCUAUAUUGCUGCUUAAAACUGUACCGUGAGGGAAACGAAGGUGCCUCCUUGGAGAGGGAUGUUGAGAAUACUUCUUAUUAAUAAACACUUUGCAUUCAAGUUACCCUCUUAGGGUGUACCAAGAGCCUUGAAAACAUUAUCUUCUUGUAAUCAUAAGAUCGGACCAAACGCCCAUGCAGUCUAGCACAUUAUUUUCACAGUGGCCAACCAGAUCCCUAAGGGAAGACCAAAAGCACACUUUGUCCCCUAGCAAUUGGUGUUCGGAGACCUGUCACCUCCACUACAGGAAGUAGGACACAGCCAUGCUGGCAAGUAUCCAUUGCUAGCUUCAUCUUCUGUGAAUUUGGCCACAUUUUAAAGCCAUCCAAGUCGGUAGCCAUUGCUACCUCUCGGAGUAACAAAUUCCAUCAUAAAACCAUGCACUGUGUGAAGAAGCACUUCUUUAGUCUGUCCUGAAUCUUUCAACAUAGAAUUUCAAUUUGAUAACAUUGGGUUCUAGGACUUAUAUGAGAAGGAGAAGAACUUUUCUGUGCUCACUUACUUUGCCCCAUGCGGUACUUUGUAUGCCUCUAGUGAGCCCUUUUUUUCUAAACUAAAAAGCUGCAAAUACUGCAAUCGUUGCUUGUGAUGGAGUUGCUCCAUCCCCUUGAAUCAUCUUGGGUCCCAUUUUCUGAACUUUUUCCAGCCCUACAGUGGCUUUUGUUUUUUUGAGGUGUGCUGAUCAGAACUGUUUGUAGUAUUGGCAGUUUUAUUUUCAGUCCCUUUCCUAGUGAUCGCUUUUUCAUAAAUGCAGCACACUGAGUUGUCAUUUUUUUCCAAGCACUCCACCAUGAUGCCAAGGUCUUCUUCCUAGCCAGUCACUGCCAGUUUAGACUUCAUUGAUGCUUAUGUGAAAUUAGGCAUUUUUGCCCCGGUGUAAGCUUUAUGUUUGCUUACACUGAAUUACACUUUCCACUUUACUACUCAUUCGUCCAGUUUGGAGAGAUCCUUUUGGACCUUCUCGAAAUCCCUUUUUGUUCUUAAUCCUGUAAGACAUUAUUAUUAUCUCCUUUUUGCAGAUGGAAGCUGAAAGAAUUUGUGGCUUUCCUAAGCUACUUACUUAGUGAACAGCAGAUGCCACCUCUUGAUUAUUGCUUUUAUUGAAAAUGAUGCUUGGUGUUUUAGCAUUUAUGUGCGAUGGGUUUCUCUUGCAGGCAGUCGUUGAAGAGGAGUGCAUGCCUGCUGACCAUUUUGUUGAACACUUGUUACCCAGCCUUCUAAGUCUGGCUUCCGAUCCCGUGCCAAAUGUAAGGGUUCUGCUUGCUAAAGCUCUGAGGCAAACAUUGUUGGAGAAAGGUAUGCUAAUUCCUUCUACACAUAAACUGUUUUCUAGCAGUGUGAUCUCCAUAGUUCAGUAAUAAGUGCUGUCUUUCGCUACUUGUUUCGGAUUACAAUUGUAUUGUAAUCUGAAAAACUUGAGCAUUUCAAUUGUUCAUUCCUUUUCAACAAAGGCCUUUAUAGAGAUGGUUACAACACAUACAUCCUACUGUGGUUCACAGCUUUGACCCCUGAAUUAAUCAGUUGGACUUGUGUCUUCCUGGUUCUGGUGUUCCAGAAAACCCAGUGCAAAUUGAGAUAUCAUCAUAAGGAGAACCCUGCUAAGUCAGACUGAAUAUCCUUCUAGUCUAGUCCAGUUUCCCAAGUGGAUCCCAUUUGGCCUUUUCCUUAAUGGCCUUUCAGCAAGCUGUAAUUUGUUCAUUUGUUUCUCCAGACUUUUGUCACUGUUGUGUUUCUUUCCCUUGUUGUACAUAGUUUUAGGCUGCAAUCUUGUACCCAUUCACCUGGAAGCAAGUCCCAUUGAAAUUGAGGGGACUUGCUCCUGAGUAUGGAUGGCACUGUUAGUAAUUUUAUUUUUUUUUGUAUCUACUUUUUAUUGGCUCUUGUUUUUUAUAAUUUGUGUGUUAUUGUUUGUUUUAAGUUACUGUAAGAUCCCUUGUGGGCUCAUCUGGACAAGAGAGUGUGUUAAAAGAUUUCGGAAAACUAAUAAAUGAACAGCUAAGUCCUAAACAAUGUGGCUCAGACUAAAAUGUUCUCUUUCACUCCCCUAUUCUAGUAUAUUUUAGAAGUGUUGGCAACCCUCACCUUGAAGCCGUUGAAGAGACUGUCCUAGUUCUGCAGGCGGACAGGGACCAGGAUGUUUCCUUUUUUGCCACCAUCAAACCAAAACACAAUAAUAUGCACAUUACUUCACUCGAGAAGCAAAAUUAACUUCAUUUGUCCGUGUGGACCACAAAAUGAUGACUCAGCUAACAGGUUGCUGCUUUGGCAACGAACCUGGAGGAAGGACAGCAUCAAGCAACCAAUGUAACCGAAGGGAAAAGGGCUUGUUCUUAAUACCGUCAUUUAAAUGAGAAACACAUUGACCUUUUAUCUACAGACUGGCAAUACUGAUAUGGAAUGCCCACCAAUCAUUCAGCUUUUGGUUUUUUGCCUUUCAAGGAUGUGGGCAGGGACACUCCUCUCUACAGAAAGUAUUUAUGUAUUGCUUGUGUGAAGUUGUACACGUUCAUUGCUUCAUCGUCACCCCAGAUAACAGGAAUAUGCCUUUUGAACAUGGUGACUCAGAGACAAGGGAAGGCUAAUCACUUGGCUUCCAAUUCAGAGUGGCGCACAGAGCUAUAUAGUCAGUGAACAUAGAAAAUGUGGAGUUUCACCCGUUUUGUUGUAAUGGACACUCACUGUUGCAUUGCUAAUGGCAUCACAUUUUAUUAUAUAAAUUCAUCCAGAAAGUUAGCAAAGAAUUUGGAAAACUUGAAUCCAUAUCUGUAAGCCAUUUUUUAAAAAGCAAACAGCACAGUUGUUUUAUUAGAGCAAAAGUAAAAUUUCAUUCCCCCUGGGUGGAGGUGACAUUUUUUAAAAACAACAGAGGGCUUCACUUUUGUGAAUUGUAGCAUUUUUGGGUUUUUCUGUGUUUGUGAGUAUGUCACUGUGUGUGUGUGUGUGUGUGAGAGAGAGAGAGAGAGAGAGAUUCAUUUCAUAGUGGUAGCUUUUCUUCAUUCUUGCAGUUAUCUCUCAAUCUUUUUCUGAUAAAGCUGUUACAUUAAUAUAAGCUGCAGUUCUCAAACAACUAACUCUGAAGUAGUUCUUGUAUAUUUGUUGGGCCUACUCCAAAGUAAGUGGUUUGAGGCUUGUGGAUAUAGACUGUUGGGCCUUCAGUCCUGGGAUAUGAUUGGAAUUUGUUCAAAAGUCUGGAGAACCACACAAAAGCUUUUGCUUGUUUAUGAGUGCAAGGUCAGAGAUCUGGGAAUCUGGGUUUCUCUGCUUUGGGUCUUGAGAGUUGCUCCCCCUCCCCCAAGAUCGGUGGAAAUUUUAGUACAAAAUGUGUCUUGCCCAAAGAGCUGUGCGUGACCUUCUCUUCCUACGUGGGGGCUUUUCAGCCACCUCCUUCUAACUGCAUCCUUCUCAAAAAGACUGCUCUGAAGAUUAGGAGCAGCAUUCCAUUUGGUGUGGGGGACCACCACUAGAAGGGAACCCCAAGACCUCUCUGCCUCUGUGUGGAAUCAUGUUGCCUAUGUGCCCACGGACCUCUCUGGAUUUCCCACUAAUUCUGGUUUACGGUUGUAAACUCUAAUUAGAGUAACAUUGUCUUGGAAGGGAUAUAAAUCAGUGGAAAUAUAAAUGGGAAAGGAAAAAUGGAGGGUGAUCAGCGCAAUCUGAACAUUGCAUGGUUCAUAUGCUAUAGGUAAGAGUCCUGGAAAAUUAAAAAACACCAACUAGCUGAUUCACAUUGUGUUCCCAACUGUAGGGCCAUUCUCAGGAGUUUCCAUCUUUGGAUACCCAUGAAAAUGUAAUCUUUAAAUACAUAAUAAACAACUUCUCUAGGGACUGUGGAGUCCAGAAACCCAGAUUAUACUGUAUGUACAGAAGCAAAUUAUGUAUAUGUUAUAGGUCUUCACCAGGGAUUAUUCAGGGGAGUGAUUGCUGCUGGAAUUUAAUAUUUAUUUAUGAUUUGGCCAUAAGUAGAAAAGUUCUGCAGUAGAGUCUUAACAGUUUUGAAAUAGUAUCCUCUUCAAGUUUUCUUUACUUGAAUAUGCAAGCCUCACAGCGCAAUUAUACAUAAACGCAACUUGGAAGUAAGGCCCGCUGAUCUUUGUGAUAAUUACUUCCAAGUAGAUAAGAUAUAAGAUUGUGCUGUUUGGAAUUUAAAUGCAGAAAACCUCACAGGAAGCACUGUAACCUUUGGCUAAGCGUAACUGAAUCUCUCUCUCUUUUUAAAAGUAUCUGACAAAAUCACAUUUAGCAGCAAGUAAAUAUUUUCCGUUUAGCAUUUGUCUGGUAUCUAGAUAGGGCAUAACUAUGGUCUCUCAAAUAACUUUGCUUCAUUAAGUGGUUGUACUGUCAGAAUUGUCAGCUUGCUUCCUGGUAUGUUUCUCAAUUUGUUUAUUUUAUGGUUUAAUUUGCCACAAUUGCCUACUGAAUUCUGGACAUAAUACUAUGAAAUAUUGUGCUCCAGAUUGCAAUACAGUGUUUAACGUUUAUAAUAGCGUUUUGCUUUGCAAGAUCCUAAAAUGCUUUUAGAAAUGUGUCCUUGCUAUUUCAGUACAAAACGUUUAAACUCUGUGAAUUCUGCAAGGUGGUUCUACACUUAAAUGUUUUAAUAUGUUUAAAAGAAAAUGCCUCUUCAAUGCAAAUGAUUUUUAUGACUGCAGUUUUUCAGCAAAAUGUCAGUUUUUUUUGUAGUUUUAAUAUCUUUUUCUAAUGCUAACAUACAAGUAUUUUUUAACAGUUCAGAUUUUUCUAAAAUUGUUCUAACCAGUUUUUAGUUUUGUUGACCAUAACAGGUCGUUAAAUUUUUUUCAGCACUGAUCAUCUUUUUUUAAGUGUAUAUAGAAAUGUUUGAAAAGAAUUGUAUAUGGUCUGCUGUUUGGACAUUAAAAUAAUCCAGUUUGGGCUGCCAUGUUGUUAGAUUUAGAUUGAUAGGUACCCUUUGCUACACUAGCCUAACUAAAUAACCUAAGUAUCCAUGUGUCUUUAGAAAGUUGGAGUAGUUUUCAUGAAGGUAUUGUUUAGUUAGUUUCACUUAUGCAUGAGUAAGCUGUUGAACUUAAUUUUGCAGAAGCAACAAAUCAAAAUUUUCAUUAAAAAAUAGCACCUUUUUUCUAAAUCCAGGAGUUUUGACCAUUUUUAAAAUGGGAUUUUUGUUCUUAAAUUGUUUUUUUUAAAUGGUGUUUAAAAAUCUAGAGUUGCAUGCACUUGAGGAGAGAGAAUUCUGGGCAGUUAUUUUCGACUUUUCCCUCUCUCACCUCACCUUUACAACAUUGAAACCCUCACCCCCUCCCUUCCGAUUUGUGUGUUUUGCAUUCCAUUUCUUAUUGGCAAUAGGUGAGAGUAGCAAAGAACUUCACUGUCACAACCUCCAUUCAUUUCACAGUGGCUUAUUUGUCGCUUCUGCAUAAACAACUGAAAUGACUGAAAAGGGGGCAGCAACGGUUCUUGACUUGCUCCCCAAUGUAAUUUGUGCAUGAUGACAGCACCUUAUAGAUCACUCUCUGGGCAGAUGGACAUAUGCUGUGGAGUAACAUAUUCAUUCACUCUGUUUUAAAUUAUGUAAAAAGAAAUUUGGUGGACCUCACAAGGAGCAAAAGUUGCCAUCCCUCUCGCACAAAAGUUGCAAGGAUUUUGCUUUUAGAUAAGGGAUGCGAAAAAUAUAAGUGGUGCAAUACUGAAAUAUUGUAAUCCAAAGCACGCUAGCCAUUUUGCCUCAAAAUCAAACCUGCUGUUAUCUGCUGUAUGUGGUUAUAAAUUUGGCACCUCCUGGAAUCCUGCCCAAGUGGCAGUUGUAUGUCUGUAAAAGGUGAUGUUUAGGACCCAGAAUAGAUGAAGACACUCUGGAAGUGCCGCUGAUUUUGUCAAAACAUAGAAUCUAUGUAACUUUUUAUUCAUAUUUAUCUCAAUAAAUCCAAUGACUGUUUUCCCAAA
Molecule: messenger RNA, 39839 nt
Organism: Podarcis lilfordi (Lilford's wall lizard)
Lineage: Eukaryota; Metazoa; Chordata; Lepidosauria; Squamata; Lacertidae
Source: the annotation of a GenBank genome assembly